CCGGCACUCCAUCAGCCUAGCCCAUCCGGCGCCAACCCAAAACAAGAAAGCUUCGUGCGCCACCACGACUCGUCACUCACUCGCUUCUUCACGGCUGGGGAUCGUCACAAAACCCCUUCUUUUCAUCAUCUUCCAUUUCACUCGCUCAAUUUACAAGGCACACGGCGCAAUGAACCUCUUCAUGACCUAAGCUCAAUAUCUCCUGGCCCUCCCGCAAACCUGCACGGCCCCAAGUCAGCGCCGUCACUCACCCCGCCUGAAAUUUUAAUUACGUUUUCUUUCCCUUCUCAGUAAAAAAAACCAAGCCACCGCUUCACAGCGACGCAGCGGGCAGCGUAUGCCAGCAUCAAACAACAACGCAAAAGCAUGCCACAACUGUCGCCGCCGCCGCCUGCGCUGCGACCGUUCCUGGCCAACCUGCAACAAAUGUCUGAUUGGCGGCCUCGAGUGCCUGGGAUACGGCAAGAUCUUUGUCUGGACACAGCCAGAUGAUGCGUCGGCCGCCAGUGGUCCCCCGCCGCCGCCGGCGUCUUUCCCGCCAGACUUCCUGCGAGCAGCGCUACCGCCGCCGCCUGACGGACAGCACGCGACUACGAUUCAAGCAAGUGGGGGGCGUGCGAUAAGCCGAGAAGACGACGACGAUGCUGCUGCAAAGUCGACGAUAACGACGCUGGCAUCGCCCUUGUCGCGCCUCACCGAUCCCAUCUUCCAGGACCUGGACCACAACUCGCGGUACUAUCUGACACACUUCGCAAACAGAGUAUGCCAGGAUCUCGUGGCCCGCGACGGCCCGGGCCUCAAUCCCUUUCGCGAGCUCAUCCCCCUCACGAAUAAGCACCCGCUGCUGCAGCAGAUUGUGAUUGCCACGUCUGCCAUCCAUUGGGUCAACAUCUUCCGGCCGGCAGGCACCCCGACAACGGGGAUCAGCGACCCUGGCGGCUACAUGACGGCUAUGCGAUCCAAGGAUCUUGUAGCCCAGAAAGCGCUUACGGAUGCUUUAAUAGCGCGCCAAAAGGCGCUAGGCUAUAUGCGCGAGCUUCUAGAGACCCUCGAUGCAGAGGGCAGCGAACUUGCGCUCGCAGCUAUGCACUUUUUCAUCAAGUUCGACCUGAUUGACACAGAGAUGAGUGAUACCAAGAACUGGCAAGCCCAUCUCGAAGGCGCGAGCAGCCUGCUGGCGCUUUCACCCGACGGCAUGAACAGCCCUUCUAGCCAGAUGCUGCGCGACUACGUCGUCGCCGAUUACUUCAUCUAUCACAUCCUCGGCUCCACGCUCACCUCUGGCGCUCACGCUGCGCGCAUGGCCCGCCAUGCAGUCCAACUGCUCCCUGUCAUGAAGCGUGUCGAAAUGAACAUCUACCUCGCAUGUCCACCGGAAAUCCUGCAAGCCAUCCUUGUCGCCUCGCAACUAUCCUACGAAAAGGCCGCUACGGACGAGACUCUCACUGCCGCCGACGAGGCUAUUGCCCUCUUUGACCAGGCUGUCAACUAUGACAUGCCGAGCUGGGUAGCUCACUUACAAGCCGCAACAGCCAUCACAGACACGGAGUCCCGCAUCCACGUCGCAUCAGCAUACCGGUCUUCGGCGUGCCUGUACGUGCUACAAGCCCUACCGCCUAUCCGUGCCGUCCGGCCUCUGGAGACACAGCAACUUGUCGACGACAUCCUUGACCAUCUAUCCUUUAUCGACGACGCAGACCCGUACUUUAAAGCAAUCAGCUGGCCACUUUUUAUCGCUGGCGCAGAGUCGAACGACCCAGAGAAGCGUAAAUGGGUCAUGGAGCGCCUGCUUCGUAUCUGGAAGAUAUGCCCUUGGGGGUACCUAUUUACUGCUAUUGAAAUGUUAAAGGCAGCGUGGGAGUUGCGGGAUACGCGUCCCGAGACAGAAGUCAAUUGGCUUCAGGAGCUUAAGCGUAUGGGUUUUGAUUACUUGAUUAUUUGAUUCUGCUUUUGCUUGUACGACUGGUGUAAAAGUGUAUUUCUAUUCUUGCUGUCUUUUUAUUACUUUUAAUGAUCGGCCGCUUCUUACCGAUGUACUGUUUUAUUCUAGUUAACGCCUCUAACAUGCACUCUUCAAGCUAUCUAUUCUACAAGUGACGUUGAAUGUAGAAUGCUUGGCAGCAUGCAGCCACAUCAAAAGCUUAUUUCAGCAACAUCGCGACAAUCAACUACCAAAGACAUCUAUGAAAGGGAGAAAAAAAAGGAUAAAAUUUUAUUCAGCUACGUAAGUCUAGCGCCAAGUCAUGCUUAUUCCCAAAGUAUCAAAACUGAAGCCAAAAAAAGGAAAGAAAAAAAGUGGUUUUCAUUGGCCGUUUACCAACGGCGACUACACUCUUGGUUAGUGAUGUAGUUAAGAGGGCCUGUACCGAGUAGACAUACCUGUACGCAGAAUCUGUAGGCUUGCGCUUCUUCUUAAUCGGCCCCAGCGACUGCAGAGCACUCUGCGUAGGCGCCGCAUUGUCGACCUUUGUCUUUGGUGCCGACGAGCCGGAGCUUUGGCGACGAACAGGGCGCCCGAGGAGCUCAGCCUCUAGAGAGUUGAGAUCCGACGAGGCCGUGGAUGCAGCGGAGCGAGAGCGCUCCGAGCCGUUGGCGCUUGGGCGGCGCUCGACAGGGCGAGAGGCACGCGGGGGACUGUCGUCACUUGCCUCGCCUGGCUCGGGUGCCUGGUCGAGGGCUUCGUCAUCACUAGCCUCUCCAGCCUCUCCGGACUUGCGCCAGCGUUCGACACGCUGACGUUUCAAGGCUCGCUCGGAGCUCUGGCUGUCUCGCCGGCGACGGGGUGGCGAGUCGUCUUUAGGUGCUUGGUUGCGGCCGCCUCUGUCUGAUGAUGGAGACUUGGAGCGUUCGCGCUUGAGAGAUGUCUCUAUUUCGACUGCUGAUGGCGGUGCGUCGGCUGGCGCUUCGGGAGAGUCUUCUAGCGCCUCGCCUUCUUCCGGAAUAUUGCCUUCAAUGUCUAGAUCUAGAUCCCUGGAAGGGGGUCGUGGUAAUUCGGGCUGCUUAACGGGGCUUGAAUGCUCCUUGACUGAUGUGGCUGGCUCUGCGCUUGGCUCGGUAACUCGUGGCUCGCUCGGGGACCAAGACUGGGCGCUGACCUUUUUGCCAUCACUUGCACGGCGCUGGUGUUGGUUCUGGUUCUGGUUCUUACGCUUAUCCUUGCGGUUUUCGUUGCCUUGCCCAGAGUCUCGCCGUUUGCCACCUUGCUGCGAUUGCGAGUUGUUUCUGCCGCCCUGUUGGGACUGAGAGUUGUUACGCCCACCUUGUUGAGACUGAGAGUUGUUGCGUCCACCCUGUCCGCCUUGCUGUGACUGGGAGUUGUUCCGACUGCCUUGGUUAUUGUUGUUAUUUCGGUUUCGGUUAUCCUUAUUCCGGUUGUUCUUAUUAUUCUUUUGAUUAUUCGGACCGUUAUUGUUAUUAUUAUUGUUUGGAUGAUUCGAGGCGUUGGCAUUGGGGUUCUUAUCCAGGCGAUGAGGAUCGGCAACAUCGUGUAUACUCUUCGGCGGCUUAGGCGGCAGCGCAUUUGUCGGCUUAGGCGGCAACGAUGCAAUGCCCAUUGGAAGUGUGCUUGGGCUUGCUUUUACGCUAGACGGCGAUUGCUUCGGCGCAUUCUUGGCGGCUUGAGGCGAACCGUGGGAUCUCUUGUUGUUUCCGUUCGGCGGCGGGCUAUGGGCCGGUUUCGAAAACGACGCAGUCCGGUUAUUCGGGGACCCGUGGUUUCGAUUAUCCCUGUUGUUGUUCUGAGAAUUUCGUCGGUCCUUGUGCUGAUUGUGAUUUCGGUUGUCACGGCCGCCCUGGGAAUGCUGGUUGUAGCUAUUGCCAAAGUGAGCUGGCGGCGGCGGCGGAGGCAAGCCGUGGCCUGGUGGUGGUCCGUAUGAAGGAGGUCCUGGCGGCGGUGGUGGCGGCGGAGCAUACUGGGUCGGCGGGUGGUAUGACUGAGGGGGAUAUGAAGGUUGGGAAUAGUUUGCGCCGGGAGGAGGAGGAGGCGGCGGCGGUUGGUGAGUGCCUGGCGGACCGUAGUGCGGAGGGUAUGACUGUUGAUGGGAUGUGCCCGGUGGCGCUGAAUAUGAUCCGGGGGCAGGAGGGUAGCCGGGAGGAGGAGGAUAGUAUCCAUUAUACGCGGGCGUCGGCGGUGCGUAUUUCGUGAUGAUGGGACCCUUUGCUUUUCGGCCUCCGUUGUUUUGGUUUCGCUGUCCGCCUUGUUGCUGUUUCUGUUUGCCACCAUCUCUCCAGGAGAGGCCGCUGAAUCCAAGAUGUGUCAUUAGGCUAGCUGCUACGUGUUGCAUUGAAUGCAUCGCCACUUACGCUGGGGUUUCCCUCGUCGGUUCUGGACAAGCGACAGCCCAGUGGCCUGAGCCACCGCAGUUGUAGCAGCGCGGCUCAUCUUGGCCCGGUCGAGAUGCGUGCCCGGACAUGGCCGCUGAUUCUAAAGUGGUAGACUGUUAUGCUUUGAGAGCAACAGCGAUUGGAGAUGCACAGUCAAGUGAGCGACGACCCGCGACGACUCGACUUGGGCUGGCUGGGGCGACUAUCUGAUCGCGAUCGGUGUGAGCAGCAGGUGACGAGGCGGCGCGUUGGCAAUGAAUCAGUCGCCAGUCUCGGUCUACAUAUGAGUUAGACUAGCGCCAUUCCACAGCCAAGAUUACUGCGGACAAACAAGAGGCGACUAACGCUGUGGUGGAAAAGGAACGAGUGUAAGUAGUUGAAUGACACCAAAAGGCCCCUCUCUCCAGAUCUAUAUAGAUUGCGGGAGAGGGGCGGAUCAAGAAAGAAACGCCGAUGGAGGGUAAAUUGGCAGUGGCAUGAACGGCGCGGCGGCAGAAGCGAGUG
Molecule: messenger RNA, 4827 nt
Organism: [Torrubiella] hemipterigena
Lineage: Eukaryota; Fungi; Ascomycota; Sordariomycetes; Hypocreales; Clavicipitaceae
Source: the annotation of a GenBank genome assembly